Stereum hirsutum FP-91666 SS1 is the source of this 3207-nucleotide messenger RNA. RefSeq lists its product as uncharacterized. The record is from RefSeq and is a predicted model, not a curated record. The transcript has 5 exons. The coding region runs from base 1 to 3207 and encodes 1068 amino acids. NCBI's taxonomy places the organism in Eukaryota, Fungi, Basidiomycota, Agaricomycetes, Russulales, Stereaceae.
AUGAAUGAAACCUCAUCUUUCAAUGAUAAAAACAUCUCUCAGUCCUCGAGUACUCUGGCUUCUGAUAGUGUGGCACCCUCAGUUCCUGUGAUACCGGGUCGGUUACAGCCCUUUUUCCCGACAAGCCCUCAUGUUCAGUAUAUACCACCUACUGCGCCUCCACGAGCUUCACAGGCACGACCUUCUGGUCCACCUAUCCGUCGCCGCCCUAGGACCAAUCAUGCUUCAACACACCAGUCAUUUCCAACAACACAACUCGACACUCCCUCUUUCACACUAGAACAGAUCUCCGCAGCUCAAGCUCAAGGCUCUUCGUUUGCAUUCACUCGAUCAGAAGACACAUUUUUCCCAAUUUCAAUCAGCCCUGUUCGCGCUCGACGAAUUAUAGACGCGCAUACAUCCAGCUUUACUACUCCCUCUGAGAAUACUAGUCGUUCCUCUGUGGAUCCCGAAUCAUACCUUCCAACGCCUCCCUCCGAGCCUUUUGUCUUUGGCAUUGAAGAUCAAACUCCUGCUUCAUCUACUUCUACUCUGUUCGGUUCAUUGCCAUUCAUAGGUCACUCUCAGGCUUCACCGGCAGCUACUACCGCUACAUCUUCACGAGCCGAUACACCUCUUCUCUCUCCUGUUCAACUCUUGUCGUCUAUCUCCACACCUGUCGCCUCUCAGCCCUAUGCCUACUGCGGUAUCUUGGCUCCUCCUAAGCAUCCAUUGUCCUCAGCUUCAUCGCCUUCGGAACGAUUCACACUGGACGAUCGUGUUCGGAGAGCGUACUCAGAGUGGAAAGGGGCUCACUUUGGUGGAUUUGGGUCAAUGCUGGCGCAUCUUUUUGCACUCGAUGCUUCAGCUUCCGUCAAGAGUCUUGCCGAUGGUUUCUAUUCAACGGAGCACAUGUCCGCAGUUCUUGAUCUCUGGUGGAGUCAUACCGAUGGAAAGGAGCAGCUGGAGUCGUGGAUAAUCCCCCAUGUUCUCCCGUUAAUUGAGGCGGCGGUUGGGAAAGAGAUGGAUGCCGUGACGAAGAAAUUCAAUCUUACCCUCAAGAAGACGACACCAAAGAUCCUCGAGAACUUCAGCUAUGAAACUCAGGUCGUGAAGGUUCUUGAAACACUGGCUCCUAGCUUUUCAAAAAUCAUUCGUGCUGCUGUUCAAACGACCCGUGCUGCGAGUGACAAUACAAAGAAAGCACCAGAUCAUAUCAUACCCGUUCUUGUUGCCCAGUGCGCUAAGCAUCGCUCACAAAAUGCGAACCUAUUUGCUGCACCUUUCACCCUCGCUUCCUGGGUUCGUGGAGACUCAAAGGCCAGUCUCGCCGUCGACGCUCAGCUUGGGCUGGGUGUCGACCCUUCUUCCGCCAACAAGAUCAUUAAAUAUGUCUCCGAAGAUUGCGUCGAAACAGCCGUCAAAGCCUCUCAUGCAGAAUUUCAACUCCUUUCAUUCGACAACCAGCAAAUUUCGACAUCAGAGUUUGUCGAACAACGUGAGGAUGGGCCAGCAAAGAUGGUCUGCGGCACCUUCAUGAUCAGCUAUGAUCUACGCUUAGCUACAAAGGCGAAUAUGCUACUUGAUCCUAUCAUCAACCGUCGCAAUCAACUUCCCGAGCUCACUUUCAACGGAGAUAUUCGGCCAAGCUUCGAGCUCAUGGGAAAGAUCAGCACUCAUUGCCAGCUUCACGUCAUCGAAACAUUCCUUUCCUCUUCCUCCCUCAAUGAUACCACUAUCGCCUCCCUUAAAUCAUCGCCUAUUCUUCAGCAUGACGCCGUUCUACCACCUCCACUUCACCACAUCACCGCUCAAUACCCGGGUCAGUCGAUAUCAAUCCCAGAGAACUCAAUUUCCAACAUCAUCAAGGUCAUCGAGGAUAUUUUCUUUCGUCAGAAACGCAUGAAACGCGACACCGAGAUGAUCAAUAAGUACGCUGUACUAUCAAUCAACGACCAAGCGACCAAUGCCAAUCUUCGCGGUGCAAGAAGUAUUCGCAUACACGAUGACACACCGUUCACCCGCUUUGACUCUAUCCAACUUGCUCCUGGAUUGUUCCACUAUUUACUCAACCUCUCGUGGUAUAUGCUCGACAUUCACCGUGGCAUCAUAUCAGACACGGGGUCAGAGACGGGGUCAGGGGCAGAUUGGAUCCGGGUCUUGGGUAAGACACGCCAUGGAGGCAAACAUCCGAACUAUCAUGCUGUUAAAGCGACAUUGAUGCAGAUUCUCGACGGGCUUCUUCUGGAGGCAUGGCGCUUGGAGUGUAUUUCACGCGGAUUUACAUCUAUUGCUACCUUCGAAGCAUCUGGACCAACGGCAGUGUUAUUGAUGGAGAUGGCUGACUCUAUUCACUCAAAAUACUCGUCCACCCCAACCCGUGAAGAGUGCUACAGUGAUCCUGACAAUCCCCGUACCUUUGACGAAUGCCUCUACAACAUUCGUCUAUUCAUUCGCGACCUCCUCUACUUUCGUACUCUACACGCUGCUGUCAAGUCCGGUGACUUUGGGCGUGUCGAACAGCUUCUUGGUCUAUUCGCUAUCUGGUUUGCUGGUGCCGGUGCAUGGAACUAUCGUAAUGAAACGCUUCAUCUGCUGCUCAACCUGCGUAAGGUUUGGACACCUGAAUUCACCAAUGUUGUCCGUGCCAAUAUGCUAAUUCGUCCCGGGAAGACCAAGGACGGCAGUUGGAUAGGUGUAGACGAGAAUAUUGAGAUGAAACUUGGUAUACUCGACAUGUUAUUCACGGCCCGUGGCGUUCGAAGCUGCUGGGAUCGCCUUGGUACCAUCUCUCCUGGGGUACACAUAUGGUCAAGUCUCGCAAAGCAGCUCUGCGCAGUGGUGGGAGUACCGUAUCGAUCCACUACCCACGUUGAUCCCGAUACAAGCUCUCUUGUGCGAAAGGUUACAAAAAAAGCACAAGAGUGGUUUCUACUUGUCGCACACCCAACGAAGAAAGGGAGGAAAGCGAAGGGAGGACUGACAAAGGACUGUCUCCUAGAGGGAGAGCAGGAUCUCAACCCGGAGAAGAGGGAGUCGCAAGGCAGUCUGGCGGCAUUUCAUCGCGGAAUCAGUAAUUAUAUUUUGAAGGGUGAAGCACCGGUUUGUGUGGAGGUGGAAGGCAGCGAGGGUAGUGGUGAGGUUGGCGAACCUGAUGUUGACGGAGAUCACUCCGAUUCAGUUGAGGGCAAUACUGAACACGAUGACGAGGAAGUCAUGUAUGCAUAA